Messenger RNA from Malania oleifera, 2918 nucleotides. RefSeq names its product beta-xylosidase/alpha-L-arabinofuranosidase 2-like. The transcript has 7 exons. The record is from RefSeq and is a predicted model, not a curated record. Gene Ontology annotation, biological process: xylan catabolic process; arabinan catabolic process. Lineage: Eukaryota; Viridiplantae; Streptophyta; Magnoliopsida; Santalales; Ximeniaceae. Bases 352 to 2685 code for a protein of 777 amino acids. Gene Ontology annotation, molecular function: alpha-L-arabinofuranosidase activity; xylan 1,4-beta-xylosidase activity. Gene Ontology annotation, cellular component: plant-type cell wall.
AUCCAAACCCCAAGUAACCGCAGUACCGCACCCAACAUUACAAUUCAAUACAAUUACCCCUCUCUCACUCUCUCCCUCCCUCCCUCUUCACACCCACACGCCCAUUUCUUGAUUGUGAAGCCAUUUUUUUAUAUUUGCCGGCAUUCCCGAUGGUCCCUUCCCAAAACAGAGCACCCAAGGUCUCUGUUUCCUCUGUUUUUGCUCCUGCAUUCCCCAUUUUCGCUUGAUUUAAUUUAAUUUGAUUCUCCCACCCCCCACCCCCCCCCCCCCCCCCCCCCAAAAGAUACGCGCUCCCUUUCUCACUCGGAUACCCAUAUUCCCAUUUCUUGAUUUUGAGAACCUCUUUCAACAAUGGCCCUUGCGCGAAGCAGAGCACCGAAGGUCUCUGUUUCCCCUGUUAUGAUCUGUUCCUGCCUCUGCGCCAUUCUUUCUUGGUUGGAUACCGCCCGGGUUUCUGCACAGUCAUCGCCCGUUUUUGCCUGCGAUGUCGCCAGUAAUCCCGGGUCGUCGAGCUUCCCGUUCUGCGAUAAGUCGCUGGGGGUUGCGGCCAGGGUGGGGGAUUUGGUGAAGAGGCUCACAUUGCAGGAGAAGGUUGGGUUCUUGGUGAACAAGGCGGGGAAUGUGAGCAGGCUUGGGAUUCCCAACUACGAGUGGUGGUCGGAGGCUUUACAUGGAGUGUCUAACGUCGGCCCGGGCAGCAAGUUCUCCAAUGUGGUUCCCGGAGCUACCAGCUUCCCCAUGGUCAUUCUCACUGCCGCUUCCUUCAAUGCCUCUUUGUUUGAAACCAUUGGCAGGGUGGUUUCAACUGAGGCCAGAGCAAUGUACAAUGUGGGUCUAGCUGGGCUAACAUUUUGGUCCCCAAACAUUAACAUAUUUAGGGACCCCAGAUGGGGAAGAGGCCAGGAGACUGCCGGUGAAGACCCGCUGCUGUCCAGCAAAUAUGGGUCGAGUUACGUCCGAGGCCUACAACAGAGAGACGAUGGCAACCCGGAUGGGCUCAAGGUUGCUGCUUGUUGCAAACAUUACACUGCUUAUGAUUUGGAUAACUGGAAAGGGGUCGAUCGCUACCACUUCAAUGCAUUGGUAACAAAGCAAGAUUUGGAUGACACAUUUCAACCCCCAUUCAAGAGCUGUGUUCUAGAUGGAAAUGUGGCCAGUGUGAUGUGCUCCUACAACCAGGUUAAUGGCAAGCCGACUUGCGCCGAUCCCGAUCUCCUCACCGGGGUCAUCCGGGGCGAAUGGAAAUUAAAUGGGUACAUAGUCUCUGAUUGUGAUUCUUUAGACGUGUUCUAUAAUAGCCAACACUAUACCAAGACUCCAGAGGAGGCUGCUGCCAAAGCUAUAUUGGCAGGGCUGGAUCUGAACUGCGGUACUUUUCUACGGCAACACACAGAAGCAGCAGUGAAGGCGGGACUGGUGAGCGAGGCGGCGGUGGACACCGCCAUCUCCAACAAUUUCGCCACAUUGAUGCGACUGGGUUUCUUCGACGGCGACCCUAAGUCCCUACCUUACGGGAACCUUGGUCCCAAAGACGUGUGCACGCCGGCGAACCAGGAGCUGGCCCGCGACGCCGCCAGGCAAGGCAUCGUCCUCCUCAAGAACUCCCCCUCUUCCCUCCCCCUCUCUCCCACCACCAUCAAAUCCCUAGCCGUCAUCGGCCCUAACGCCAAUGUCACCAAGACCAUGAUCGGCAACUAUGAAGGGAUUCCGUGUAAAUACACGACUCCUUUGCAGGGCCUGACGGCGACCGUGCCGACGACGUACGUGCCGGGGUGCGCGGACGUGGCGUGCGGCAGCGCGCAGGUGGACCAGGCGAAGGCGGCUGCGUCGUCGUCGGACGCCACCGUGCUGGUGGUGGGAGCGAAUCAGGCCAUUGAGGCGGAGAGCCGCGACAGGACGGACCUCCUCCUUCCUGGGCAGCAGCAGCUGCUGGUUACGGAAGUGGCGAAGGCGGCCAAGGGCCCCGUGAUUCUGGUGAUAAUGUCCGGAGGCGCAUUCGAUGUUACUUUCGCGAAGAACGACGUCAAGAUCACCAGCAUCCUUUGGGUGGGGUACCCUGGCGAAGCCGGCGGCGCCGCAAUUGCCGACGUGAUUUUCGGGUUUUACAAUCCAGGUGGAAGAUUACCCAUGACAUGGUACCCACAGUCGUAUGCAGACAAGGUCCCGAUGACGAACAUGAACAUGAGGCCGGACCCCGCCACCGGCUACCCCGGCCGCACCUACCGCUUCUACACCGGCGAAACCGUUUUCUCCUUCGGCGAUGGCCUCAGCUACUCCCAGUUCACCCACCACCUCGCCGAGGCGCCCAAGCGGGUGUCGAUCCCCUUGGCCGACGGCCACGUCUGCCGCAUGUCGCGAUGCAAAUCCGUAGACGCCGUUGACAAGGGCUGCAGCAAUCUCGCUUACGACGUUCAUCUGAGGGUGAAGAACGCCGGGAGCAUGAGCGGGGGCCACACGGUGUUCAUGUUUUUCACGCCGCCGGCGGCGCACAAGGCGCCGCGGAAGCACCUGCUGGGAUUCGAGAAGGUGUGGCUGACGCCGCGGGGGGAGGCGCUGGUUAGGUUCAAGCUGGACGUGUGCAGGGACUUAAGCGUGGUGGAUGAGGAGGGCAACCGGAAAGUGUCUUUGGGGCUGCAUGUGCUCCAUGUGGGGAGCUUGAAGCACUCGUUGAAUGUGAGGAUUUGAUUUGGGUUCCCCUGAUCUCAAUAUUCUAUUUGAAGUUUUCUUUGUUUAAUUUUCUCUUUCAGCAAAGGAAAAGGACAGAAAAGAAAGGAAAAGAAAAGAAAAAAAAGCAACAUCAAAGUGAAAAUUGAGCCAUGAAUAAGUCAAGAGAAUUGUGGCAAUUUUCUCAAUUGUUUCAUAUGGCCAGUUGUUUAAAAUCAUAUUUACAUAAUUCAAUGAAAUUCACUUUGGUUUCC